This is a messenger RNA of Podarcis raffonei (Aeolian wall lizard), 755 nucleotides long. RefSeq names its product ATP synthase membrane subunit c locus 3 (gene ATP5MC3). Gene Ontology annotation, biological process: proton motive force-driven ATP synthesis; proton transmembrane transport. The record is from RefSeq and is a predicted model, not a curated record. Bases 194 to 625 code for a protein of 143 amino acids. Gene Ontology annotation, molecular function: proton transmembrane transporter activity. Lineage: Eukaryota; Metazoa; Chordata; Lepidosauria; Squamata; Lacertidae. The transcript is spliced from 5 exons.
GCCCCUCCUCAUCCUGGCGCUCCGCCCCUCCCGCGCCUGCGCGGAGAGCUCGCAGUCCCUUCGACCUCUACCGCUGCACCAGCUCAGCCGGACGAGCCUCUGCUUGCCGCUGCCGGGUUCGAGCGAGCCAGACGGCCCAGACCCGGGACCCCCCAGCCCGUUGCUCCACCGGCCCGCCCGCCCGCCCGCAGCCAUGUUCGCCUGUGUCAAGCUCGCCGCCGGGUCCCCCGCCUUGAUGCGCACUGGAUCAAGAAUUCUGUACAGACCAAUUUCUGCAACGGUGUUGUCUAGGCCAGAAGCCAGGACUGCAGAGGGCAACACAACUUUCCUUACUGGUGCUCAGAACACUGGCAGUCAGCUAGCACUAAGGGAAUUUCAAACUAGUGCUAUCAGCAGGGACAUUGACACGGCUGCCAAAUUUAUUGGUGCUGGUGCUGCCACAGUAGGAGUGGCUGGUUCCGGUGCUGGUAUUGGAACAGUUUUCGGGAGUUUAAUCAUUGGCUAUGCCAGAAAUCCUUCACUGAAGCAGCAGCUAUUCUCAUAUGCUAUUCUGGGAUUUGCCCUGUCUGAAGCCAUGGGUCUCUUCUGUCUGAUGGUUGCUUUCUUGAUCUUGUUUGCCAUGUGAAGAGAUCUGUGUGUAACAUUGGCAUUAAUGAACUACAAUGUGAUUCUGUGAACCUGGGUUCGAAAAAUGUUUAUCAUGGAAUGUAUGCUACUUCCAAAGCAGCUUAAUUAAAGAUGGUAACGAGUUUAAA